AUGUACAAUAAAUUAUCCAAAAUAGCACCAAUAGCAAUUAGCCAUCAAGAGUUACUAAAACAAUUAGCAUUAACACUACCAGACUGGCAACUAUCAUCUACUGGAAAGUCCAUAAUAAAGAAUUACACUCUACCAAAUUAUGAAAAUACAUGGGCAUUUUUACAACAAGUUGCCAUGAGAUCGCAUUUAUGGGGCCAUCAUCCAAGUAUAACGACUGUUUAUAAUAAAGUUAAAAUAGAAUUAACCACUCAUGAUGUAAACGGAGUAAGCGAUAUUGAUAUUAAAUUGGGCACUAAAAUAGAUAAAUAUGCAUCUUACUUUAUUAAUCAAAAGUAA
Messenger RNA from Saccharomycodes ludwigii, 336 nucleotides. It is a transcript of the gene MCO14, whose product is annotated as 4a-hydroxytetrahydrobiopterin dehydratase. The transcript has a single exon. Gene Ontology annotation, molecular function: 4-alpha-hydroxytetrahydrobiopterin dehydratase activity. Gene Ontology annotation, biological process: tetrahydrobiopterin biosynthetic process. Lineage: Eukaryota; Fungi; Ascomycota; Saccharomycetes; Saccharomycodales; Saccharomycodaceae. Bases 1 to 336 code for a protein of 111 amino acids. The record is from RefSeq and is a predicted model, not a curated record.